This is a messenger RNA of Anguilla rostrata (American eel), 1771 nucleotides long. RefSeq names its product dnaJ homolog subfamily A member 4-like. Gene Ontology annotation, cellular component: cytoplasm; cytosol. The transcript has 8 exons. Bases 221 to 1408 code for a protein of 395 amino acids. Gene Ontology annotation, biological process: protein refolding; response to heat. Gene Ontology annotation, molecular function: Hsp70 protein binding; ATP binding. The record is from RefSeq and is a predicted model, not a curated record. Lineage: Eukaryota; Metazoa; Chordata; Actinopteri; Anguilliformes; Anguillidae.
AGCAAGGCGAAAUUUCCGGCGUCACUACAGGGCACUCCAGAAAGUUCUGCACCGCGGCAGCGUAUAAAUAAAGCCAGCCAUCUUUCAAGGAAGGAAAGCCACACGCCAGCUGAUACGACUAGUGUGCGAGCUGGUAACGUGGGUUCUCCCGGCGUUUGAUUCACUAUCGAGAUACGUUGUAAAGACGCGUGUGUAAGCGUUAAGAUCAUCUGCAGUCAAGAUGGUUCGGGAAACCGGUUAUUACGACCUUUUAGGAGUAAAUCCCAAAGCCUCUCCUGAUGAAAUUAAGAAAGCAUACAGAAAACUGGCUUUGAAAUAUCAUCCGGACAAAAACCCCAGCGAAGGAGAGAGGUUUAAGCUGAUUUCUCAGGCCUACGAGGUCCUAUCAGAUCCAAAGAAGAGAGAUCUCUAUGACCAAGGUGGGGAGCAGGCUAUCAAGGAAGGUGGGAGUGGUGGAGAUUUCUCCUCUCCAAUGGACAUUUUUAACAUGUUCUUUGGAGGGGGAGGAAGAAUGCAGAGAGAGAGACGAGGGAAGAAUGUUGUUCACCAGCUUAGUGUAACACUGGAUGAGAUGUACAAUGGUGCAACCAGGAAACUAGGCCUCCAGAAGAAUGUAAUCUGUGAAAAAUGCGAUGGCUAUGGAGGGAAAAAAGGCACUUUGGAGAAGUGCUCAUCCUGCAAAGGGAGGGGCGUUCAGAUCCAGGUGCAGCAGAUAGGCCCGGGCAUGAUCCAGCAGAUCCAGAGCAUGUGUUCGGACUGCCAGGGCCAGGGCGAGAGGUUCAGCUCCAAGGACCGCUGCAAGGUCUGCAAUGGCCACAAAGUGGAACGCAAGAAGAAGAUCCUGGAAGUCCACAUUGAUAAAGGUAUGAAAGAUGGCCAAAAGAUUACAUUCCACGGGGAGGGUGACCAAGAGCCUGGGCUGGAACCCGGCGAUGUCAUAAUUGUCCUGGACCAGAAAGAUCAUCCAGUGUUCCAGAGGCAGGAGGACAACCUCAUCAUGAAGAUGGAAAUCAAGCUGGUGGAAGCAUUAUGUGGGUUCAAAAAGACCAUCUGUACCCUUGACAACAGAACGCUCAUUAUCAGCUCACCACCAGGUCAGGUUGUUAAGCACAAUGAUAUCAAAUAUGUCCAGAACGAAGGCAUGCCUGUGUACAGGGACCCCUAUGAGAAAGGACAGCUCAUUAUUCAGUUCAUGGUGGAGUUCCCAGAAAAACACUGGCUCCCCGUUCACAUGCUACCCCAGCUGGAAGCCCUGCUGCCUGAGAGAGAAGACGUGAUGAUCACGGAUGACAUGGAGGAGGUGGACCUGACUGAAAUGGACUACGAGUCCCAGCGGAGGAGUUACAGCGGCGAGGCCUACGAAGAGGAUGAUAGUCCUCGGGGCGGGGUGCAGUGCCAGACACAGUGAAUGCAGCUCCAUAACGGAGCCCACCGCGUUACGUCCUCAUGCAUGCUCCUUCUCCAUGUGUAGCCCGAUUUUUGUAAAUGAUCAGUCAGGAAGGUAAAGGAAUAAUCCCUCAAGGGACCAUGCAACAAAACUUGCACACCCCCGAAUAAUUUUUUCUUUAACGUACAUUUACAUUACAAAACCAGCCCUUGAGUGAACACAGGAACAUCUAUGCUUUCUAUGAAGGUAACACUUCCAUUUUGUGUACAUGUUCAUGAUUAUCUAUGUAUUUAUUAUGCACCCCAAAUAAAAUCUUUUUUGUAAGCUGUGAUGCAGGGCUGGGGGUGACCCCUGUAUGUGGUGAAGAGAAAAAAACAAAAAUUG